Gadus morhua (Atlantic cod) is the source of this 3487-nucleotide messenger RNA. RefSeq names its product thyroid hormone receptor interactor 10a (gene trip10a). Lineage: Eukaryota; Metazoa; Chordata; Actinopteri; Gadiformes; Gadidae. The record is from RefSeq and is a predicted model, not a curated record. The transcript has 15 exons. The coding region runs from base 259 to 2043 and encodes 594 amino acids. Gene Ontology annotation, molecular function: protein binding. Gene Ontology annotation, biological process: signal transduction.
GAAAGCUAGUUUAUCCUUCUUCUCUUGGCUUUGAAAAAAAUAUUUCGGUUUACAAGACCAACGGUAGACAGAGAGAAAGUCCGCGGUCAACUACAUAACAAGUUGCGGACCAGUGUUGGAUAAAAAGACACAACAAACGGGUGUGUUUGGUGGAGUUUAACAUCCCGGGAUUAGGCCAUCCUCCGAGUGGUGGGGAUAACGUUAACUUGGGAGAAGUUCUUUGUAUUCAGGGAUAGGCGGAUUGGGACGUACACGAAUAUGGACUGGGGUACGGAUCUUUGGGACCAGUAUGACAUCAUUGAAAAACACACACUGUCUGGACUGGACCUGGUGGAGAAGUAUGUCAAGUUUGUGAAGGAGAGGACUGAGAUAGAACAAAACUAUGCAAAGCAACUGAGGAACUUGUCAAAGAAAUAUUACCCCAAACGAGGCAGUAAAGAUGAGACCGAAUGCCGGGUCUCCAGCUUCCAGUCCUUUACGGAGAUCCUGAACGAGAUGAACGACUACGCUGGCCAGCGAGAGCUGGUGGCGGAGGACAUGAUGAUGAACAUAUGCAUCGAGCUCACCAAAUACCUCCAGGAGCUGAAGCAGGAGCGAAAGACGUAUCUGUUGGAGGCCAAAAAAGCCCAGCAGACUUUGGAGGUCUCAUACAAGCAACUCGACAGUAGUAAGAAACGCUUUGAACGAGAGUGGCGGGAAGCAGAGCGGUCGGCCGCGUACGCAGAGAAAACCGACCAGGACAUCAACGCCACGAAGGCCGACGUGGGAAAGGCUAAGCAGCAGGCCCACAUGCGGUCACGAAUAGCGGAGGAAUGCAAGAACGACUACGCAGCCCAGCUGCAGAAGUGCAACAAGGAGCAGAACCAGUUUUACUUUAACGACAUGCCGGUCAUUUUUAACAAACUACAAGACAUGGAUGAGCGGCGAGGGCAGCGGUUAGCCGACGGCUACGUCCUGUUCUCGGACACGGAGAAGCAUGUGAUGCCCAUCAUUGACAAGUGCCUGGAGGGCAUCCAUAAAGCAGGCUGUAAUGUUAACCAGAGGAACGACUCCCUGGCUCUGGUAGAGCAGCACAAGUCUGGUUUCGAGCGCCCGGGAGAUAUCGAGUUUGAAGACUACAGUCAGGGUAUCAACCGCACCUCUUCGGACAGCAGCCUGAGCACGCCCAAGGGGCCCUUGGAACUGCUCGGGAAGAACCGGAACAAGAAAUCCUGGCUGCUGAAGAAGAGCAAGCUCUCCCCAUCAACGAUCCUCCCCUCCAGCAAUCCUCCGACCCCCUCACCCUCUAACGGAGCCCCCUCCCCAAAGUUUGGCCGGGACCCCCUGUCGUACUGUUUGAAGGAGAUCAAUAAGACAGUCAAACCCAGAAUAUCGUCCUUCCGGACCCUCCGCAGAUCGCCCACGGUGACGGAGGACUUCGGCCACCUCCCUCCUGAGCAGCGGCGGAAGCGGUUACAAAAGAAACGCGACGAGAUUGCCAAAGAGCUGCAGAAGGAAGUGGAUCAGAGUGAGGCCCUGGAGAAGAUGAGGGAUGUCUAUGAGAAGAAUCCCCAGAUGGGCGACCCAGCCAGCUUAGCCCCCCAGAACAGCCAGACGGCCCAGAACAUUGAGAGGCUCAGAGGGGAGCUGGCCAAGUAUGAGACUUGGGUAGCAGAAGCAGGGGUCCGUGGGAGUCGGCUGCAGCAACGAUCCCAGUCGUUCAACAACAACGGCGCUAAUGAUGCAUACAGCCCUGACGGAGCCCAGUCUGACGAAGGCACGCCUGACCACUCCCAAGCCAUCUACGCAGAGUUCGAUGACGACUUUGAGGAGGAGGAGGAGGAGGAGGAGGUGGAGGAGGAAGAGCCGACCGUUGCUAUCGGAAAUUGCACAGCCAUGUACAACUUUCCUGGGGCCAGCGAAGGGACCAUCUCCAUGCAGGAGGGCGAGGUGUUGGACGUAGUGGAGGAGGACAAGGGAGACGGGUGGACCCGCGUGCGACGGACCAACGGCGACGAAGGCUACAUUCCCACCUCCUACGUCUCCAUCGCCCUCAACAAAUGAGGUUUUUCACCUUCAGGGGGGGAAACGCUGUCUGCUGAAGAACGAGCAUUUUUGGAAUACAGGGCUAUACGGGAUCGACUCCUACCUCCCUUCAACCCCCUCCCAUCGUCGACACAGGAGGAGUGGACGGUACAGAACAGCUUGUGGGUGGGACCACGGCGGAUGGGAACGGGAUGGUCAUAAGAGGCGCAGGGAAUGGGAGUGUUUUGGUAGUGCGUUGCACUGCCAUACAGGGAGUGAAAUGGAUGGUGCAAAACGCAAUGUCCCUACGAAACGCUUAUGAAAGGGAAUAAAAACAAACCGCGACCCCCCCCCCCCCCCCCAGUCAUGUAAUAUUAACCCCCCUUUAACCCGAGAUAUACGGAGCAACUUAAGCCACGUGUGUCUGUACGGCGUUUUUCUUGCCUUGCGUCUCGGCUGUGCGAAUACGGUCAGGCCCAGCGAAGGGUGACGCAAGCGCCUCUGAAGUCGAGAGGAAAGGUGUACAACCUCAGGGUGCUGGAGCUCAGCUCGGGGCCCCCAAAACGAGAAGGGAGUCGGAUUCUAAACGAGAGAAGAGGAGCAGAACGGGAAACAUGGGAUUAUUUUAUACUGUGGGGUUCACACCAAGACUUUAAAGAGUUUCCUCGUCGACGACUCACUGUCAUCAAAAUCAAAUUUGGCUUUAUUGUCCCCAUCUUCCGUCAUCCAAAAUGUGGUUUGAAACGCAGCAUAUUUAAAUCACUAAAAGUGUGUUAUUUAUUGCUAUGUGUGUGUGUGAGCAUUAAUGGCAGUAAAGUAACUUUGCGGCUACCUGUCCUGUGUGUUGCGCUUUCGCAGACCACAUUAUAAAGUAACAAUCCACCAUAUACUUUCCAGUGUCAUCAACGAGAUCACACACACAAGAAUGAGACUGCAUCCCUCCCCCCAGGCUUCUAAAGGGUUCCAGAUUGUUUGUUUAUACUAAAAAAAGGAUAAUUUAUUAGGAGUGUGUAUAUUGUUGUGAAAUAAGAGAUUCCAGUUUAACAGGAAAGUCUGUCUGUUAGUGUUGAGGAUGUUGUUACACUUUUCUUCUCUCCUUGCACACACAUUUGCGAGUUGUCUUGAGGCGAUCGUAUUUAUGUCAUAAAUAAUAUAUUUUAGCCAUCAACAACACCACUAUUGUCUUAUUUUCAUUUUUUUUAAUAACCGAGACUGCUAUGAAUAAAGAAUUGUACCUUUGUCAAAAGAUUACUUAUUUUGCCAUAAAGGUGCGUGUAUGUUUAGUUUGUCUUUGCUUCACUAAAUGUUUUAUGUUGUGUUUUUUGUGCAUUGCAGUUGGUCUAACUGACUUAUAUCUAUAUUGUGUUGUCAUAGUUUUAUGUUGCUGUUUGACAUUGUGCCUUUCUGGUUAAAAGCAUUUUGUAUAUCUCACAUUUACAUUCGUUUUUCUUUUUUUAAGGUUUAAUAAAUGUGGAGCACAUUU